Messenger RNA from Ochotona princeps (American pika), 9544 nucleotides. It is a transcript of the gene USP24, whose product is annotated as ubiquitin specific peptidase 24. Lineage: Eukaryota; Metazoa; Chordata; Mammalia; Lagomorpha; Ochotonidae. Gene Ontology annotation, molecular function: protein binding; cysteine-type deubiquitinase activity; cysteine-type endopeptidase activity. Gene Ontology annotation, cellular component: nucleus; cytosol. The coding region runs from base 259 to 8112 and encodes 2617 amino acids. Gene Ontology annotation, biological process: protein deubiquitination. The transcript is spliced from 68 exons. The record is from RefSeq and is a predicted model, not a curated record.
GAGGCCAACAUGGCGGCGCGCAGGGCUGGGCCGCGCCGCCGCCGCGCCUGAGCGCCCCACCACCCCACCUCGGCUCGCGGCGCCCACACCCGCACCCAACCUGGCCCGGCGGCUGCGGAGCUCGCGGGGCAGGAGCGCAGGAGCCCGCCCAGGCGCGGAGACCGCACGGAGGUAGCGCCGCGCCGCCAGCCAGGCCCCGAGAGCCGCAGCGCAGCCGCUCGCCGGCCGGGUAGCCGGCACGGCCCGGAGGCCCGAGCCAUGGAAUCGGAGGAGGAGCAGCACAUGACCACGCUGCUGUGCAUGGGCUUCUCGGACCCCGCCACCAUCCGCAAGGCCCUGCGUCUGGCCAAGAACGACAUUAACGAGGCCGUGGCGCUGCUCACCAACGAGAGGCCCGGCCUCGACUACGGCGGCUACGAGCCCAUGGACAGCGGCGGCGGCCCCAGCCCGGGCGGGGGCCCCCGGGGCGACGGAGGCGGCGACGGUGGCGGCGUUCCCUCCCGCGGCGGGAGCACCGGCGGCGGGGGCGGUUUCGACCCCCCGCCCGCCUACCACGAGGUAGUGGACUCGGAGAAGAAUGAUGAAAAUGGAAACUGCUCAGGAGAAGGAAUUGAAUUCCCUACAACAAAUCUGUAUGAACUGGAAAGCCGUGUUCUGACUGAUCAUUGGUCCAUCCCCUACAAGCGAGAGGAAUCGUUGGGCAAAUGCCUGUUGGCUUCCACCUACCUAGCAAGACUCGGUCUUUGUGAAUCUGAUGAGAAUUGCAAGCGAUUUAUGGAUAGGUGUAUGCCUGAAGCAUUUAAAAAGCUCCUGACAUCAAGUGCUGUUCACAAGUGGGGUACUGAAAUUCAUGAAGGAAUCUACAACAUGUUGAUGCUGUUAAUAGAAUUGGUUGCAGAGAGAAUAAAACAAGAUCCAAUUCCUAUUGGUCUCCUGGGUGUGCUUACAAUGGCUUUCAAUCCGGAUAAUGAAUACCACUUUAAAAACAGAAUGAAAGUGUCUCAAAGGAAUUGGGCAGAAGUGUUUGGAGACGGAAAUAUGUUUGCCAUUUCACCUGUAUCUACUUUCCAAAAGGAGCCACAUGGAUGGGUUGUGGAUUUGGUCAAUAAGUUUGGAGAAUUAGGAGGAUUUGCAGCAAUUCAAGCCAAGCUCCAUUCAGAAGACAUAGAACUUGGGGAUGUCUCCGCCCUGGUGCAACCCUUAGGCGUGUGCGCAGAGUACCUGAAUCCACCUGUGGUACAGCCCAUGCUCGACCCAGUCAUUCUUACCACAAUUCAGGAUGUGCGGAGUGUGGAAGAGAAGGACCUCAAGGACAAGAGACUGGUUAGCAUCCCGGAGCUCUUGUCUGCUAUUAAGUUACUUUGCAUGUGCUUCCAACCGGAGCUGGUGACAGUUGUAGAUGACCUUCGCCUGGAUAUCCUGCUGCGCAUGCUGAAAUCACCGCAUUUCAGUGCUAAGAUGAAUUCCCUCAAAGAAGUAACCAAGCUAAUAGAAGAUAGUACUUUAUCCAAAUCGGUGAAGAAUGCUAUAGAUACAGAUAGAUUAUUAGAUUGGCUUGUUGAAAACUCAGUUCUGUCCAUUGCACUGGAAGGCAACAUAGACCAAGCCCAGUAUUGCGAUCGUAUAAAAGGAAUCAUUGAGCUCUUGGGCAGCAAAUUGUCUUUAGAUGAACUCACUAAAAUUUGGAAGAUACAGUCUGGACAAUCAUCUACUGUAAUUGAGAACAUUCAUACGAUUAUUGCUGCAGCAGCUGUGAAGUUUAAUUCUGAUCAGCUUAAUCAUUUGUUUGUUCUUAUUCAGAAGAGCUGGGAGACUGAGAGUGAUAGAGUAAGACAGAAGUUAUUAAGCCUGAUUGGACGAAUAGGCCGGGAAGCUCGCUUUGAGACCACUUCUGGAAAGGUGUUAGAUGUGCUCUGGGAACUGGCUCAUCUACCAACCCUACCCAGUAGCCUUAUUCAGCAAGCCCUGGAGGAGCAUCUGACCAUCCUUAGUGAUGCUUAUGCAGUGAAAGAAGCCAUCAAGAGGAGCUACAUCAUUAAGUGCAUAGAAGAUAUUAAAAGGCCUGGAGAAUGGUCAGGUUUGGAAAAAAACAAGAAAGAUGGAUUCAAGUUAUCUCAGCCUAAUAAUCCCCAGUUUGUAUGGGUGGUACCAGCGUUGCGUCAGCUCCAUGAAAUCACCCGCUCAUUCAUAAAACAAACCUAUCAAAAGCAAGAUAAGAGCAUUAUUCAAGACUUGAAGAAGAAUUUUGAAAUAGUGAAAUUGGUAACUGGAAGUCUGCUGGCCUGUCAUCGACUUGCAGCCGCCGUGGCCGGGCCUGGGGGCCUAACUGGUUUGACACUGGUAGAUGGCCGGUACACUUACCGGGAGUACUUAGAGGCACACCUAAAAUUCCUGGCGUUUUUCUUGCAAGAAGCCACGCUCUAUCUUGGCUGGAAUCGUGCCAGAGAGAUCUGGGAGUGUCUGGUGACUGGUCAGGAUGUGUGUGAACUGGACAGAGAGAUGUGCUUUGAAUGGUUCACAAAAGGGCAGCAUGAUCUUGAGAGUGAUGUUCAGCAGCAACUCUUCAAGGAGAAAAUUUUGAAAUUGGAGUCCUAUGAAAUCACUAUGAAUGGUUUUAACUUAUUUAAGACUUUCUUUGAAAAUGUGAAUCUCUGUGAUCAUCGUUUAAAAAGACAAGGAGCUCAGUUGUAUGUAGAAAAACUGGAAUUGGUAGGAAUGGAUUUCAUUUGGAAAAUAGCCAUGGAAUCACCUGAUGAAGAGAUUGCUAAUGAAGCUAUUCAGUUAAUCAUAAACUAUAGUUAUAUUAAUCUAAAUCCCAGGUUAAAGAAGGAUUCAGUAUCUUUGCAUAAGAAAUUUAUUGCUGAUUGCUAUACAAGAUUAGAAGCAGCAAGUUCAGCACUCGGUGGUCCCACUCUAACACAUGCUGUGACCAGAGCCACAAAAAUGCUUACAGCCACCGCCAUGCCAACUGUAGCAACAUCCGUUCAGUCUCCAUAUAGGUCCACUAAACUUGUAAUAAUUGAGCGAUUGCUGCUUCUGGCAGAACGCUAUGUGAUCACUAUAGAGGACUUUUACUCUGUUCCACGAACUAUUCUACCUCAUGGUGCCUCGUUUCAUGGACACCUUUUAACUCUUAAUGUUACCUAUGAGUCUACCAAAGAUACCUUCACUGUAGAGGCUCACAGUAAUGAAACCAUAGGGAGUGUCCGGUGGAAAAUAGCCAAGCAGUUGUGUUCUCCUGUGGAUAAUAUACAGAUAUUUACAAAUGACAGUCUGCUGACAGUAAAUAAAGACCAGAAGUUACUCCACCAGCUGGGCUUUGCUGAUGAACAGGUCCUCACGGUGAAGACCUCUGGCAGUGGGACUCCUUCUGGGAGCUCAGCAGAUUCCUCCACCAGCUCCAGCAGCAGCAACAGUAGUGUUUUUAGUUCAUCAUAUGCCAUGGAGAAGGAAAAGUCUCUGCCUGGUGUCGUGAUGGCUCUUGUUUGUAACGUCUUUGACAUGCUUUACCAGCUUGCCAAUCUAGAGGAGCCAAGGAUAACUCUACGAGUGCGAAAGCUUCUGCUGUUGAUACCCACUGAUCCGGCCAUUCAGGAAGCCCUUGAUCAACUUGAUUCUUUAGGAAGAAAGAAAACGUUGCUGUCGGAAUCAAGUUCUCAGUCUUCAAAAUCCCCAUCCCUAUCUUCCAAACAGCAGCAUCAGCCAAGCGCCAGUUCCAUUUUAGAAAGCUUGUUCCGAUCUUUUGCCCCAGGAAUGUCCACCUUCAGAGUGCUUUACAACUUAGAAGUCUUAAGCUCCAAACUCAUGCCAACAGCUGACGAUGACAUGGCAAGAAGCUGUGCAAAAUCCUUCUGUGAAAACUUCCUCAAAGCAGGAGGCUUAAGUUUGGUUGUCAAUGUCAUGCAAAGGGACUCCAUCCCAUCAGAAGUAGACUACGAGACAAGACAGGGUGUUUAUUCCAUCUGUCUGCAGCUUGCAAGAUUUUUACUGGUUGGACAAACAAUGCCCACACUGCUAGAUGAAGACCUGACCAAAGAUGGCAUUGAAGCACUUUCUUCUCGCCCAUUCCGGAAUAUCAGUCGUCAAACCAGCAGACAAAUGUCCUUGUGUGGCACCCCAGAGAAGUCAUCAUACCGACAGUUGUCAGUAUCUGAUAGGUCUUCUAUCAGGGUGGAGGAAAUCAUCCCUGCUGCUCGAGUGGCAAUACAGACAAUGGAAGUGAGUGACUUCACCUCCACUGUGGCUUGCUUCAUGAGAUUGUCAUGGGCUGCAGCUGCAGGACGGCUUGACCUUGUUGGGAGUAGCCAGCCAAUUAAAGAAAGUACUUCUCUGUUUCCUGUUGGAAUCCGAAACAGACUCAGCAGCUCAGGGAGCAAUUGCAGCUCUGGAAGUGAAGGCGAGCCAGUAGCCCUGCAUGCCGGGAUCUGCGUGCGACAGCAGUCGGUGUCGACAAAAGAUGCUCUGAUUGCCGGAGAAGCCCUGUCCCUGCUGGUUACGUGCCUGCAGCUUCGGAGUCAACAGCUGGCAUCUUUCUAUAACUUGCCCUGUGUUGCUGAUUUUAUCAUCGAUAUCCUGCUGGGAUCACCAAGUGCUGAAAUUCGCCGGGUUGCCUGUGAUCAGCUGUAUACUCUGAGUCAGACGGACACUUCAGCUCACCCAGAUGUGCAAAAGCCGAAUCAGUUUCUCCUGGGUGUCAUACUUACGGCUCAGCUGCCUCUCUGGUCCCCAACCAGUAUUAUGAGAGGCGUCAAUCAGAGAUUACUAUCUCAGUGUAUGGAGUAUUUUGAUUUGAGGUGCCAGUUAUUAGAUGACCUGACAACUUCAGAAAUGGAGCAGUUAAGAAUCAGCCCAGCCACAAUGCUUGAAGAUGAGAUUACUUGGCUGGAUAACUUUGAGCCUAACCGCACAGUUGAAUGUGAGACCAGCGAAGCAGAUAACAUCUUACUGGCAGGACAUUUACGGCUCAUUAAGACACUUCUUUCACUGUGUGGGGCAGAAAAGGAAAUGCUUGGUUCAUCACUCAUUAAGCCAUUGUUAGAUGACUUCCUUUUCCGAGCAUCUAGGAUAAUUUUAAACAGUCAUUCUCCAGCUGGCAGUGCUGCCAUCAGUCAACAGGACUUUCAUCCAAAGUGUAGUACAGUAAACAGCCGAUUGGCAGCCUAUGAAGUCCUUGUAAUGUUGGCUGAUAGUUCACCUUCAAAUCUUCAAAUUAUUACAAAAGAACUACUGUCUAUGCAUCAUCAACCUGACCCCGCCCUUACCAAGGAGUUUGAUUAUCUUCCCCCGGUGGACAGCAGGUCCAGUUCAGGCUUUGUGGGACUGAGGAAUGGUGGCGCAACUUGUUACAUGAAUGCAGUCUUCCAGCAGCUGUACAUGCAACCUGGGCUCCCCGAGUCAUUACUUUCAGUGGAUGAUGACACAGACAAUCCAGAUGAUAGCGUGUUUUACCAAGUACAAUCUCUGUUUGGGCACUUGAUGGAAAGCAAGCUACAGUAUUAUGUACCUGAGAACUUUUGGAAGAUUUUCAAGAUGUGGAACAAAGAACUUUAUGUGCGAGAACAGCAGGAUGCAUAUGAAUUCUUUACUAGUCUCAUUGAUCAGAUGGAUGAGUAUCUCAAGAAAAUGGGGAGAGAUCAGAUUUUUAAGAACACAUUUCAGGGUAUCUAUUCUGAUCAGAAGAUUUGUAAAGACUGUCCUCACAGAUAUGAGCGUGAGGAAGCAUUCAUGGCUCUCAAUCUCGGAGUUACUUCUUGUCAGAGUUUGGAAAUUUCUUUGGACCAGUUUGUUAGAGGAGAAGUUCUGGAGGGGAGCAAUGCAUACUACUGUGAGAAGUGUAAAGAAAAGAGAAUUACAGUGAAAAGGACCUGUAUUAAGUCUCUACCCAGUGUUUUGGUGAUUCACCUGAUGAGAUUUGGAUUUGACUGGGAGAGUGGACGCUCCAUUAAAUAUGAUGAACAGAUAAGGUUUCCUUGGAUGCUAAACAUGGAACCUUAUACAGUUUCGGGAAUGGCUCGUCUGGAUUCAUCUUCAGAAGUUGGUGAAAAUGGGCGAAGUAUGGACCAAGGAGGUGGAGGAUCCCCACGAAAAAAAGUUGCCCUUACAGAAAACUAUGAGCUGGUUGGAGUCAUCGUACACAGUGGGCAGGCACACGCCGGCCACUACUAUUCCUUCAUUAAAGACAGGCGGGGGUGUGGAAAAGGAAAAUGGUAUAAGUUUAAUGAUACAGUUAUAGAAGAGUUUGACCUGAAUGAUGAGACCUUGGAGUAUGAAUGCUUUGGAGGAGAAUAUAGACCAAAAGUUUAUGAUCAAACAAAUCCCUAUACUGAUGUCCGCCGAAGAUACUGGAAUGCCUAUAUGCUGUUCUACCAAAGGGUGUCUGAUCAAAACUCCCCGGUAUUGCCAAAGAAGAGCCGAGUCAGUGUUGUACGGCAGGAGGCCGAGGAUCUCUCGCUGUCCGCACCAUCUUCACCAGAAAUCUCGCCUCAGUCAUCUCCUCGACCCCAUCGACCCAACAAUGACCGACUCUCUAUUUUAACCAAGCUGGUUAAAAAGGGCGAGAAAAAAGGACUAUUUGUGGAGAAAAUGCCUGUUCGCAUAUACCAGAUGGUGAGAGAUGAAAACCUCAAGUUUAUGAAGAAUAGAGAUGUGUACAGUAGUGAUUAUUUCAGUUUCGUUUUGUCUUUAGCUUCAUUAAAUGCUACUAAAUUAAAGCAUCCAUAUUAUCCUUGCAUGGCAAAGGUGAGCUUACAACUUGCCAUUCAGUUCCUUUUUCAAACUUACCUACGAACAAAGAAAAAACUCAGGGCUGAUACAGAAGAAUGGAUUGCCACUAUUGAAGCAUUACUUUCAAGAAGUUUUGAUGCUUGCCAGUGGCUGGUUGAAUAUUUUAUUAGUUCUGAAGGGCGUGAAUUGAUAAAAAUUUUCCUUUUGGAGUGCAGUGUGAGAGAAGUACGAGUUGCCGUAGCCACAAUUCUGGAGAAAACCCUCGACAGUGCCUUGUUUUAUCAGGAUAAGCUAAAAAGCCUUCAUCAGUUAUUGGAGGUGCUGCUUGCUCUGUUGGAUAAAGAUGUCCCAGAAAACUGUAAAAACUGUGCUCAGUACUUUUUCCUUUUCAACACUUUUGUACAAAAGCAAGGUAUUCAGGCUGGAGAUCUCCUUCUGAGGCACUCAGCUCUACGCCACAUGAUUAGCUUCCUCCUCGGGGCCACUCGGCAAAAUAACCAGAUACGUCGAUGGAGUUCAGCACAGGCACGAGAAUUUGGGAAUCUUCACAAUACAGUGGCACUGCUUGUGUUGCAUUCAGAUGUCUCUUCACAAAGGAACGUUGCUCCUGGCAUGUUCCAACAGCGGCCUCCUAUUAGCAUUGCUCCCUCAAGUCCUCUGCUGCCCCUGCACGAGGAAGUUGAAGCCUUGUUGUUCUUGUCUGAGGGGAAACCCUACCUGUUGGAGGUCAUGUUCGCGCUGCGAGAGCUGCCAGGCUCACUGCUGGCCCUCAUGGAGAUGGUGGUGUACUGCUGCUUCUGCAACGAGCACUUCUCCUUCACAGUACUGCAUUUCAUCAAGAAUCAACUCGAAACAGCUCCACCUCACGAACUGAAGAACACUUUCCAGCUACUUCAUGAGAUAUUGGUCAUUGAAGAUCCCAUACAAGUAGAGCGAGUCAAAUUUGUCUUUGAGACAGAAAAUGGAUUACUAGCUCUGAUGCACCACAGUAAUCAUGUGGACAGCAGUCGCUGCUACCAGUGUGUCAAGUUUCUUGUAACCCUUGCUCAAAAGUGUCCCGCUGCUAAGGAAUACUUCAAGGAGAAUUCCCAUCACUGGAGCUGGGCUGUUCAGUGGCUACAGAAGAAGAUGUCAGAACAUUAUUGGACACCACAGAGCAAUGUCUCUAAUGAAACAUCAACUGGAAAAACCUUUCAGCGAACCAUCUCAGCUCAGGACACACUGGCAUAUGCCACAGCUCUGUUGAAUGAGAAAGAGCAGUCGGGAAGCAGUAAUGGGUCAGAGAGCAGUCCCGCCAAUGAGAAUGGAGAAAGGCAUUUACAGCAGGGUUCAGAGUCUCCCAUGAUGAUUGGUGAGUUAAGAAGUGACCUUGACGACGUGGAUCCUUAGGGCAGGCGCCCAGCACCCGAGGAGUCAAGCCAGGAUGCCGGAUGCUUAGCCCCUUUAGCGACGUUCGGCAGAGCCUGGAGAGUGGGGAGGGAGGGCUGCGUGACAGCACCGUGAACUGUAGAAGCAAGCAAGCAAGCAUCUAUGGGCACCAGAAGGUUCAGGAGCUGUUUAGCCGUGGGAGAAUGCCAGCCUGUGAUCAGCUGCCCAGGUGGCAUAGUCCUUAUGUGAAUCAAUGUUUUUGUCGUGAUUUUAGGAAACAAAGUUGGUGGCAGACUUUUGUUACAUGAAUGAAGUGUGAAGAUAAAGCUCUUACUUUCUGUAUGAGGUUACGAAGGAAAUUCCUUUGGCUUUUAUAUUUUAAGGGGAAAAAAUAGGCUGUCUUUAGAUAUGUGGGGCAAAUUUUUAAUCUUGUGGUAACAUUGGCUAGAAAUAUUCAACUUAAAAUGAUGUAAAGAUAUGUGAUACAAUUCCUCUCUGUUGUACAAUAGUAGUUAAAGAAUACAGUUUACACAGACCUUUGUAUUUAAUAUGUCUCCCUUUUGUAUAGAAUUUCUGAGGGGGUGGGAAAAUCCUGGGCAAAAGCCUGGAUCUUGACAAAAUGUUACCAGGAUCAAAAAUUGGGAAAUUAUCAAGCUCUUUACUGUAUUUUUCUGAUAUAAAUGAGAUUGAGAAGAGCAAUAAAAAAAAAAUGCUUUGUUCCCCGGAAGUACAGGGUGCAUUCUUUGACAUGAUCAUAACAGCAAAGCGAAAAGCACUUUAAGAUAUAAUUUUAUUGAGUUUGACUUCGUAAAACGACCUUUUUAAUGCUUGGAGACAUAUUGAAUAAACUGUAGUCCUGAAUCAUGUGAUCUGCAAUCAUUUGAUUUCGCUUAAAAUGUAACUACUGAAGCCCUAGAGAAUGGUUGUAUAUGACGUUAGAAAACACUGCUUGGGAGUGAUUUGAAUGCAGAGAAGGAAUCUGAGACUGAUGAUUCUCCUCAGUAUGACUAAUCAGCAGUGAAACAACAGGUCGGCUUAAGAUUUCUUUUCGUAGAAAUAACUAGAAAAACAUUGAACAGCCACCCAUUUAGUUGUACUUCCCAGGUGUAGCACUAUUCACUUAGAACUCCACUUAGAUAUUAGCUUCUGGAGCCGGGGGAGGGAUUUACACCAACACACUUCAUAUAUUUUGUACAUUUUGUAUUUUGAAAUGCACACCUUCUCAGCCCUGUAUUGCCUUUAGUUGAAUGCCCUGCCUUAUUGUCAGCUCACCGUGUGCAGAUCUGGAGGGGCGUUAGGAAGUGCCAGGUUGCCCAUUCAGUGAGACUUGCCAACUCAAAGAGGCACGACCAGCCCCGAAGUGCCUUUCGGUUGCUUUUGUGUUUUGUGUGGACAGAUGGCAGGGUAGACAGCCUCUUAGUGCUGUGCGCUUGCCGUCACGUGGGCAGGUGCC